Messenger RNA from Theileria orientalis strain Shintoku, 720 nucleotides. RefSeq lists its product as hypothetical. The transcript has 4 exons. The record is from RefSeq and is a predicted model, not a curated record. Bases 1 to 720 code for a protein of 239 amino acids. Lineage: Eukaryota; Apicomplexa; Aconoidasida; Piroplasmida; Theileriidae.
AUGUGGGAAUCUUUCAUUUCUACUAAGUGGUCCACGCGAUCACUUGGUGGACCCCUCCUUUCCUCCGACAUCUUCAAAGAGCCUGAGAAAGCCUUUAGUGAACUCAGCAAAUGGCGCCUUGACUACUACGUCUUUGGGUUUAAGGAGGACGUCAUUUCCGACAAGGUUUUAACUGACGCCAAGCCUGCUGCUCCCCUGAAGGUCGAGGAGCUCAGGACGAAACUGAACACUGAGAUUGUCAACACUGUCGCCGUUCGCUCCGGCCGCAGGAGGCCGACCUACUCCCCCAAGGUUCUGAGGGCUCUUUCCAAGGGCAGCGAAGAUAGCGUCGACACUUCCUCCGAGGGCGACGACUACACGACUUCCUCUAAGGACCUCAUGGACACUAAGAUUUUGGAAUACCGGAAGCUCCUCACCAAGACUGUGAAGCUCAAGACGUCCCUUCUGUCUGAGAAGGUCCGCGUCACUUGCAGCAAGGACGGCAGUCACUUGGAGUGGUUCAAGUCCAAGUCUGAGGACUCGUCGAAGAAGGCUGAUGGCCGCAUUGCCGUGAGCAAGAUCACCAACGUCACCACAAAAUCUGACAACAUAAAGCACCUUGAGAUCUUCGUCGGCAAGAGCAGCUUCAUCUUCCUCUUCAGGUCUCGCGAGGAGCGCGAGCAGUGGCAGACUGACUUCAAGAAGUUCCUCAAGUUCAUGGAGCUGGUGAAGAAGAAGUAG